Neoarthrinium moseri is the source of this 1239-nucleotide messenger RNA. RefSeq lists its product as uncharacterized. Gene Ontology annotation, cellular component: transcription factor TFIIE complex. The transcript has a single exon. The record is from RefSeq and is a predicted model, not a curated record. The coding region runs from base 1 to 1239 and encodes 412 amino acids. NCBI's taxonomy places the organism in Eukaryota, Fungi, Ascomycota, Sordariomycetes, Amphisphaeriales, Apiosporaceae. Gene Ontology annotation, biological process: transcription initiation at RNA polymerase II promoter; transcription open complex formation at RNA polymerase II promoter.
AUGGAUUUGGCACAGACGCUUGUGCGCUCUGUCGUACGCGCCUUCUACGAUCCUCGAGAGGUGGAUACCAGGCAUAUCGUCAUCGUCGAUGCGCUCAUCACGCACUCAGCUCUGCGCGAUGAUGACUUGUCCUACUUGAUGGGCCAGAACACCAAAGACAUGAAGAAACUCUGCGGCAACCUUCAAGCAGAUCGGUUUAUCCACCAGCAUGUCCGGUCUGAACUGCGUGAUGGCCAACAGAAAGCGGUACCACGAACCUAUUACUACAUCGACUACCGCCAAGCUAUUGAUGCCAUCAAGUGGAGGGUGUAUCAUCUCGACAAGUCCGUUCAAGGCAACGCGGUCCCCGCCGCUGAGAAGAAGGAAUACUUCUGCACUCUGUGCAAGUCGGAGUGGACCCAGAUGGAGGUCCUCGACAAUUCCAGCACGGCGGGCUUUCUCUGCCAUCGCUGUGGCACCCUCCUCAUAUAUGACCCUGAGCGCCAGUCUGGUGGCCACGAGCAAUCAACACGCCUGAACAAUCAGCUCAGGUUUAUCACAGACCUUCUUCCGCAGCUUGACAGCGUCUACGUCCCCGACAAUACCUUUGAGACGGCCUUGGAAGCAGCUCGCCCUGUGGUGCGCGACGCAACCAACCAAGUUGCAGCAUCAGUCGUGGUAGAACCGACGGACAAGCCUACCGCUGUGCGUGGCAUGAUCGACACAGGUCCCAAGAGCAUUGCUAUAAGUAUAACGGCGGAAAGCGGUCCUAGUGAGGCCGAAAGGGAUGCCGAGAAGGCUCGCAAGGAGAAGAUCGCACAGCAAAAUGCUCUGCCAGAGUGGCACACUACUAGCACUGUCACGGGCAUAUCUUAUGACGGAAAUGCGAAUGCGAACGUCAAUAAGGAUGCGGAUGAGGACAGGAAAGCCGGCAUUGACACGCUCAACGCCAAGGAAGAUGCAGAUCUUGACGAUUUCUUUGCGAAGUUGAAGCAAGAACAGGCAGCAGAGGCAGCACGCAAGGCGGCCGAGGCCGAGGAGGAAGAUGACGAUGACGACGAGGAAGAGGAAGAAGAGUUCGAAGAUGCUAUUCCUGCCAGCAGCUUCGUAAACUCAGGGGAGAAGCGAACGACUUCCAGUGGUGACACCAGCGCUGCAGACACCCCGGCUUCCGACAGGCCAUCUAAGAAGGUCAAGGUUGAGGAGCCUGAGAACACCGCCGAUAGCGACGAGGAGGAUCUAGCCUUCGAGGACGUGUAG